Phytophthora sojae is the source of this 426-nucleotide messenger RNA. RefSeq lists its product as hypothetical. The coding region runs from base 1 to 426 and encodes 141 amino acids. NCBI's taxonomy places the organism in Eukaryota, Oomycota, Peronosporomycetes, Peronosporales, Peronosporaceae. The transcript is spliced from 3 exons. The record is from RefSeq and is a predicted model, not a curated record.
AUGGACGCGCAGCCGCCCGUGUUCUCCGGGACGCUCAAAGUUUACGCUUGUCAUGUUCUCUGGUGCACGCCCGUGCAGCUGACGUACCAUCGACAGGACUACCGCCACGCGCUGCCAGUGCUGCUCAUCCGUCGGCCAAGUCUUCUUGGGGGCGAGUUCCGCGUGCCCCUCGACCCAUGCAUCCACCCAGUGCGACUGCUGCCCGUGUCGAGGAAGAUGGCGGCCAAGCUGGAGUUCGCGCUCGAGUACGGCUGGCACACGAGGCAAGUCCGUCUUCGAGCGCCCGACACCAGCACGUACCGACAGUGGACGAGUCUCCAACUACAGCAACGCAAGAUUCAACGCCACUCUACGACGCAGAGUGCCCGAGGAAGACGAAGACGAAGAACAGUACCACUCCGAUCUCCGCCGACCGGUGCCCAGUGA